AUGCACCACCUUGUUCACCAGCCGACUUCAAAAUCAAGAAGAAGAAGGUCCAAGAUGGCGGCCUCCGCAGCGUCGCGUGAACUCUUCACGGAGGGAGUUCGGGCGGUUCUUCAGACGUGGCCGGUUCUACAGAUCGCAGUGGACAACGGCUUUGGAGGCGUUUACGGCCAGCAGAAAGCUGAUUGGAUGGUGGAUGUCGUUCAGCAGUAUUUCCAUGACAACGCUGACCUGCAGCAGUAUGAGGUGGAGGAUUUUCUGUCUCAGCUGAUGGAUCAGGAGUUUGAUACGGUGGUGGAGGAUGGCAGCUUACCUCAGGUGUCGCAGCGUCUGCUGCAGCUGUUCUCCCUCUAGCAGGGGGCGCUGCAGCAGCUCCGGAGCACCAUCCACAUACUGACUCAGAGCAAAGCGCCAAGGGCAAAGGUCACGGCUCCGGCUACGCAGUCAGAUGACGAGGAGAGCAACAGCGAAACGCAGGGCAUGGAGUGUGAGGAGUCCUGCCCGUCCCUCAGCACCAUACGUCCUCCUCCUCAGGACGAAGAGGACGGCUGGACCAUGGUCCGGAGGAAGAAGUGACGAGCAGAACCAGAACUUUACAAACCAGACUUGAACUGGACUCCACCGUGGAGCCGCCAUUUUAAGGGCGGAGCCUCCAUGAAGGCGCUGCAAAGUCCAGAUGAUCCGGUUCUGAUGGCCUAGUUGGAAAACUGUCUUCGUUUAUUUAGAACAUUAAAAUGGGUCAAAUUAAACAGAACCAAUCAAUUUUAAAAUAUCAGUCCAUUAAAAUUCUUCUCAUAUGUUCUGGUUCUCUGGUCCAGCAGAACCAGAACCAGGUGGAAACUUUGAUGAUGACGGAUCCGAUCUGAUCCAGAACCACAUGCUAGCAUAUCAGACUGGACCCGGACUGUCUGGUUCUGUGCUGCUUUAGGUCAAAUUCUGACUGGUUCUGGAUGUUUCAGUUCUUUGAAGUUAAAAAUAUUUUGAUAUUUUUAUUAUUAAU
This is a messenger RNA of Poeciliopsis prolifica (blackstripe livebearer), 997 nucleotides long. Its product is annotated as pre-rRNA-processing protein TSR2 homolog. Gene Ontology annotation, cellular component: nucleus. Gene Ontology annotation, biological process: maturation of SSU-rRNA from tricistronic rRNA transcript (SSU-rRNA, 5.8S rRNA, LSU-rRNA). Lineage: Eukaryota; Metazoa; Chordata; Actinopteri; Cyprinodontiformes; Poeciliidae. The record is from RefSeq and is a predicted model, not a curated record.